ACGAGCCGCGGCUGCAGAACCCAGGAAGACCCUCUCUCGCGCUCGGUUCACGAAAGAAAAAAAUAAUAAUCGGCUCGCGCGACUAACGUUACGGCUCGAGCGCCGAGUGCCCCCCCCCUCGGCUACAGGCGCUGAAUGGAAGGGGGGGGGGGGAGGCCGACAUUAGCAAGUCGGCUAGCGCGCUAGCGGGCACUAGCUAACUGGCUAAUUUGCCUGAUUGUAAUUUGGUGAUGAAAACACUCGCGCGGUUGGAGUAAACGCGUCGCGGUUCUUUACCUGUCGACGGCGCGCGGUCGCCUCGGAACUUUUAAACCACAGCGCCGUCCUCCGCGGGUCCUCCGAGGGCAGAAAGUUUAGUUUCGCCGGCAUUCACCUGCUCCCCGAUACGUAUGUUGUUGACAGUGGACCCCGCACACGACGCCUCGCAACACUGCGCGAUGAUGGCGGGAAUGUGAAAAUUGACAACGGAAGUGAUCGCCGAGAGCGCGUCCCACUCUCGCGAGAUCUCCGGGACAGUUUGUAUUUUAGGUCGGUUUGCCCCUCCAUUGCAAACAAAAAAAACAAAAAGAAAACUGCCCGCUGGAUAGUGUUAUUGGCUCGAUAGCCUUCCGUUAUCGAAACGGAACAUAUUUAACGUGUUAUUCUGAUAUCGCUGUGGCGUUAUGUUGUUUGUGACGUUCGUGCUCGCGCGCAACUCCCUCAUUCCGUUUGACGAGACGUUUGGCGUUAACGCUAACCUUAGCAGCUAGCUCGCUAGCUAGCUCGGGCUAGCUUGCCGUGUGUUCGUUCCCCGGAGUUUUGUUUCAUUGCAGCCGCGCUAGCUCGCUGCUCCACGACACUUCCAAGCUCACACGGCGGUUUAAACGACACCUCGGGACCGUAAAGAGAGUCAGAGGAUGCUGGCGACGGGAGCAGCUGUAACUAACGUCACAGCUCUGGCCCAGGUAGACCGGGAGAAGAUCUACCAAUGGAUCAAUGAAUUGUCCAGUCCGGAGACCAGAGAAAAUGCCUUGCUGGAGCUGAGCAAGAAACGCGAGUCUGUGCCAGACCUGGCGCCGAUGCUCUGGCACUCCUGUGGCACCAUUGCUGCCCUGUUGCAGGAAAUCGUGAACAUCUAUCCAUCUAUAAACCCACCUACGCUUACAGCUCACCAGUCUAACAGAGUGUGCAAUGCCCUGGCACUGCUGCAGUGCGUUGCCUCACACCCAGAGACACGGUCGGCCUUUCUUGCUGCUCACAUCCCUCUUUUCCUUUACCCCUUUCUGCACACUGUGAGCAAAACGCGUCCGUUUGAGUACCUUCGACUUACCAGCCUCGGAGUUAUAGGUGCUCUGGUCAAAACGGACGAACAAGAAGUGAUUAACUUCCUCCUCACCACUGAAAUCAUCCCGCUAUGUCUCCGCAUCAUGGAAUCAGGGAGUGAGCUCUCCAAGACGGUUGCUACUUUCAUACUGCAGAAGAUCUUGUUGGAUGACACAGGUCUGGCCUAUAUAUGUCAGACGUAUGAACGCUUCUCCCACGUGGCCAUGAUCCUUGGCAAAAUGGUGCUCCAGCUCUCUAAAGAACCGUCAGCUCGCCUGUUGAAGCAUGUUGUCCGCUGCUACCUUCGCCUCUCAGACAAUCUCAGGGCCAGAGAAGCCCUGCGUCAGUGUCUGCCAGACCAGCUGAAAGACAGCACCUUUGCCCAGGUGCUGAAGGACGACACCACCACCAAGCGCUGGCUGGCACAGCUGGUGAAGAACCUCCAGGAGGGCCAAGUCACCGACGCCAGAGGCAUCCCACUGGCGCCGCCGCAGUGAUGAGGAGGAGGAGGAGGGAGUGUGUGUGUUUACAGCUGACACAGAAGGACUCUCAAAACCGUCUAGAUUUUGUAUUUUGCCCAAAUGUGGCAGUAAGACAAAGGGAAGGACACAAUGGAGUCGGAUUUGCUUUUGGAUUACACCUGUUGUUGUUUUUUUCUGCCAGUAUGUCACUUCUUCACAGCUGGAAUCAGUUUUUUUUUAAGAGCCAGACUCAUCGUAGAUAACUGAUUAUAUUGGAGGAAUUAAAAACCAAUAAUGAUACAUUGGCUGGUAUUUGUUUAUGGCGUUGAUGCUGCAACAUGAAAGAAAUGUCCCCGAGUCUUGAUAUUUUACCGUUUUAAUGAAAGACUUCAUCAACAAUAAAGUAAUAACUGAGUUACGGGAGAAACGUACGUUCAACUUGGGGGGGGGGGGGGGGGGGUUGUUAACUACAGCUACACCUCUCACCUGUUCCCGUUCAUCGCUGACUUUCUGUAACAUUCCUCUUCACAGUAGGAACUGUUUUUGUUGUUUUUUUCUUUUUGCUUCUCGCAUUUCCAAUAAGACUUUUUAAUCUUCUGA
Messenger RNA from Cyclopterus lumpus (lumpfish), 2363 nucleotides. RefSeq names its product CCR4-NOT transcription complex subunit 9 (gene cnot9). NCBI's taxonomy places the organism in Eukaryota, Metazoa, Chordata, Actinopteri, Perciformes, Cyclopteridae. The transcript is spliced from 8 exons. Gene Ontology annotation, biological process: negative regulation of translation; mRNA catabolic process. Gene Ontology annotation, cellular component: CCR4-NOT complex; P-body; CCR4-NOT core complex. The record is from RefSeq and is a predicted model, not a curated record. Bases 897 to 1799 code for a protein of 300 amino acids.